UCUAAUGGUGUAAUCAACUGACACAAAAAAGCAAUAUAAGAAAACUAUCGUUAUUCACUAGUUGAAGUGAAACGUUAGAAACGUUAGACAUACGGAAGGCUGAACUUGUAUCAUCUUUAUCAUAAACUGAAGCUCUUAAAUCUUAAAAAAAUAAUUUUAAAACAUAAACAUGACAUUAGGUUACAUCUGGAUAAGCAUAAAAUAAAAUAAAAAUAUCAAAAUUGCGGUAAAUGAGAAAAUACGUCCAAAAAACAUUGAAGGAAAUGAACAAAAAAUAUAGAUGGAGUAGCUCCGCAAACGAUAUCACCUAAAUGUUGUUUGCUAAUAUCAAUGCAUAAAGAUCUUUGAAAUAGGAUGUUUUCAGCCUCACUUGCAGAAAAAAGACUGACUAUUUUAUGAAAAAUAUAUCGCCAAAAUUAGACAGUGAGUUUCAAAAUUUUAAACCGCAUCGAAACAUUAAAGCAUGAAUAAAUAUGUCUGCUUGACAUUAUUCUAGUUAAUUACUGAAAAUAUCCCUUUGAUACUUCUUAUGUUGAUGCAGAUCACUAUGCUCUAAAGAGUGAAAAUUUGGAAAAGAGGAGUGAAUAUUGAUGGCUGACAAUAAGGUCGCCAUGAGAAAUAUUUUAUAAAAAGGAAUUAUUACGGAAGAGAUUUCAGGAGCACAUUAAAUAAACCUUUAAAAAAGUGCUGUGAUGAGACUGAAUAUUGGUUGAUAGAAGUUCAUGUAUUAAUGGAGGGAAGAAGAAACGGGAUUGCUUUCGUCGUCAGUGUUUAUGUCUGCAUCGGCAUCAUCAGCGUUACUUCAAGCUACAAACGCACGGUCCUGGUACCAGACAAUCAUAAAUCUUUUUUCUUAUCUGGCUUGGAAAACAGUCAGCCAUUUCAUGACAAUAAAAGUGCUCAUAAUAUCAUUUCUAAACUAAAAGCUUCUCGAUACACUGCCAACGUAACAAAAGUUCGUAAAAACAUUAUAACUCACGUAGCAUUUCUAAAAGUACACAAGACAGGAUCAACUACUUUGCAACAUUUGUUUUAUAGAUUUGCGUUGAGACAUAAAUUGAACAUUCUUCUCCCGGAGAGGGGAAACUAUCUCGGGAAAAGUUUGGUAAUUCCCUUGAAACCUGGUGAGCAUUACGAUAUCCUUGCCUGUCAUUCUGUAUACAAGAAAGGAUGGAUAGAUGGCCUACUUCCCACUGAUUCGGUAAAAAUUGGAAUAAUCCGUGAACCGGUGGAAAGAAUGAUUAGUGCGGCCUAUUUUUUUCGUGAUGUUUACAGUAUCAAAUACUUGAAAAUGAUACCGCGAUUAAAUUUCAUACACAAUCUUGUUAAUUUUCCAGAGAAGUAUGAUGUACACUUUUUCUCUCACCCGAGAAACACAAUGGGCAGAGACUUUGGGUUUCAAAGUGGUAUUCAACGGACAAAUAAAUCUCUAAUUAAGAAAUACCUGGACUAUUUGAAUGAACAGUUUUCACUUGUUUUAAUCAUGGAAAAAAUUAAUGAAUCUCUAGUCAUGAUGAAAAGACUUCUUAAUUGGUCAUUCAUCGACAUACUAUAUUUCGAAAUGAAUUCACAUAAAUACUUACGUACUGUUUUGAACGCUACAGAAACUGCAAAAUUGAGAAACACCAGUUUCUUAGACUUUGAGAUAUAUGAUUAUUUUUCUGCUGUAUUUGAAAUGAAAUUAAAGCAAAUUGGGUACGACUUUUAUGAUGAAGUCACAUUUUAUAAAACUGUUUUAGAGCAAGUGCGUGGAUUUUGCUUGAAUAAAUUCAAAGCAGAAGAAACAAGAUUUCAAAUUCCAAAGUCAAAAUGGGACGGAACGUUUCAAGUUAAAAUGUCAGAUUGUGAAUUGAUGCAGACAGAUUGGAAACUUUUUUUUUCAAAAGUUCGAUCAAAAUAUCUUCUUUCAGCCGAAAUGCCUAUUCCUUGGAAAGGAAAGUAAGUACUAUCCGUGGAGAGCGAAUGUAGAUUUUACAGUUUAUACGAAAGAGGACAACAUACCUCGCCACGAUAUAUGAAGGCCUUGACGAAUAAUAUAAUAUGAAUAAAUGUAAGAUAACGCA
This is a messenger RNA of Mercenaria mercenaria, 2063 nucleotides long. RefSeq names its product galactosylceramide sulfotransferase-like. Gene Ontology annotation, molecular function: galactosylceramide sulfotransferase activity. NCBI's taxonomy places the organism in Eukaryota, Metazoa, Mollusca, Bivalvia, Venerida, Veneridae. The coding region runs from base 731 to 1942 and encodes 403 amino acids. Gene Ontology annotation, cellular component: membrane. Gene Ontology annotation, biological process: glycolipid biosynthetic process. The transcript has 2 exons. The record is from RefSeq and is a predicted model, not a curated record.